Molecule: messenger RNA, 6130 nt
Organism: Catharus ustulatus (Swainson's thrush)
Lineage: Eukaryota; Metazoa; Chordata; Aves; Passeriformes; Turdidae
Gene: WIPF3
Product: WAS/WASL interacting protein family member 3
Exons: 9
Coding region: 437-1798 (453 amino acids)
Molecular function (GO): actin binding
Source: RefSeq, a predicted model, not a curated record
CUGGCGCCCUGGGCCCGGGAGGAGCCGGCCCGGCCCCGACGGCACCGGCGCCCAGCAGUCCGCGUGCUUCGUGCUGAAGGACGAGCCAUGGGGCAGGCGAUCCAGCAAACGAACGCAACUUUCCUGCGCGAUGUCUGGGACACUUGUUAGGCACUUGUGUGCGUGGGGACAGUUCCCGUUCGCUGCGUGAACCUGUGACCCAAAACCGUGUCCCGGCUGGAAUGCGCAGGCGGUGCAGACGCUGCUGCCACCACCCACGGCUCGCACGGGACAUUGCCCUGCGUGCGGAGGAAAGGUUGAGUCUGCUUUGCUCUCAGGUACCGACUUCCAUGUGCAAGACAACAUAUGAGGAGCUCAGUGUGGGACCCUUAAAGCAGAUUGUGACAUAGACUUUGGUUAUACUUUUUACAACUGCUGAAGCUAGAAAUCCGAGCGGAUGCCUGUGCCACCACCGCCACCACCACCUCCUCCUCCACCACCUCCACCACCUUCUGGAGGGCCCCCUCCACCACCACCACCACUGGCAAGCUCAGAGAUACCAAAAUUGCGAAAGGAAGACCAAAAAGCACGAAACGCACUCUUGGCUGACAUCCAGCAGGGAACUCGCCUAAGGAAAGUGACCCAAAUCAACGACCGCAGUGCACCACAGAUUGAAAAACCCAAAGGAGCUAACAGAGAUGGAAGUAACCCAGCUGUUAAUAAAGGUGGCUCUCAGCAGCCUCUGGGAGGUUUAUUUGCUGGUGGCUUUCCUGUUCUCAGACCAGCAGGCCAGAGGGACAUGACAGCAGGAAGGCCUGGAGUGCGAGCAGCGUCCCCCAGACCGCCCGCACCGCCGAGCAGCGGCGCUGCUAAGGCGAGCGGCAGCCCCUCGCACCCGGCCGAGGCCCCGAGGGCCGCGGUGCCGCCGGAGCCUCCCGGCCCCUCCCGAGCCGCAGCGGGAGCGGGCCCCGGGCGGCCCAGCCUGCCCGCUCCCCCCCCACCGCCUCCUGCUUCCAGCAAGCCUUCCCUCACCUUCCCUCCUCCUCCCCCUCUGCCCCCUCCGGCCGAUCGCCCCGCCAAGGCGGUGACCCCCGGCGCUGCUCCCCCGCUCCCUCCCCCUCAGGCUGACAAACCCGCCAAGCCUCAAGCAGGCCCUUCGCACCCGCUCCCUCCUCCUCCUCCUCCUCCCCCUCCGCCUCCCCCGGUGCCCUCCUGCGGGCUGCCGGGCAGGGCCCCCGAGCCCUCUGCGGCCGCCGCCGCUCCGGCCGAAGGCAGGGACUGUGCCUUGCCCCCGCCGCCGCCGCCGCCUCCGCCGCCACACGCGCCCCCCAACAGGCUCUCCUUUCCGCCGUCGCCGGCCUUAAGCGGUGCCGACCUGCCCCCGCCGCUGCCCCCCAAGGCUCCCCACUUGCUGCCACAGCUGCACAAGCCAAGCAACAUCCAGUCCCUGCCGCUCCCGCCCACCCCCGGGCCCCCCCAGCCUGCAGCCGCGGUGGACACCAGGAAGAAGAGACCCGGCCGAGGCGCAGGAACCGGUGCUGGGAAGCUGGUCACACCUCCACAGCCACCAGCAAGAUCCCCAACAACUGAACUUACAAGCAAGUCUGGAGUCUCAGGCUGGGCUACAGCUCAUGACCCCUACACACCACUUAAAAAUGGAAACAUGCACAUCAUUGAUGACUUUGAAUCAAAAUUUACUUUCCAUUCUGUGGAAGAUUUCCCCCCACCUGAUGUAUUCAAACCAUUUCAGAAAACAUAUCCCAGCAAGAUAGCCAGAGAUCCCUCAAAAAAUCCUCCAUUAAGAACACAUGUGAGAUGAGAAGAGUCUUCUGAUGCUGUCUGGAUUAGUAUUUAAAAAGAAGAUCAGGAUAAUAUAUAAAACAGAAGGGGUUCCUGUUGCAGUGAUUGAUUGUACUUGAGUCACAAGUACUGCAAUAUUAACAUUUCUAUAAACUGUAAAACAAUAUAAAUGAUACCUUUUGAACUGGCCUACAUACUUACAGGAAUGUUAGUACAGGCUUUUAAAUUACUGUAUAUAGGUGAAUAUUUUUUAAGCAAAGCAGCAUAAAAUUUUAAUUCUUUGUAGUGUUGAAACAAUUCUCAUUCUUAUCAUACUGACAAUGUUACCUCAGAAUGUUUCGUGCUAUGUGCCCAUAGUUCUUUUUUCCCCUUCCUUUGUAAUUUUUUGAAAUUCUCCAGUUAUUAUUGGGACCUUUUUUCAAUGAGAUGUCAAACUAAUAUACUACCUUUAGUCUGUUUUUGUGUUUCUUCACUUCUUCCAUUCUGCCUGGCCACAGAUUGCAGCAGGAUGUCAUGAAGAGUUGGGCCCACAAUCCUUUUCUCAUGAAGCAUGAAGAGGAGAUGCCAAGCAGCUGUGGCUGCUAAUGAGCCUACCUCCUAAUGAUUACAUAUCCUUAUAGGAUAGUGUCUGAAGAAGCCCAGCUGGGUAGGGUGGUCAUAGACUUGACAAAGAUGACAGAACCUUUCCAAAGCAGAAGAAAAGGAAGUUGCUGUAUUGUAAGCAAGAAAAAGAAAUGGUGUGUGUGUAUACACGUGUCGUGAUGAGUGUGUGUAAGGACACAUGUCCUGUCUUUUCCUGCUGGCAAAGUGGAUAUUUACCAUUUCUGUGAUAGAUUGCCUUUACCCAGCAAUUACAAGGCCUUUGAAUGGGGAGGGGGGCUCUACAUUUUAAACAGACAAUAGGACAGGCUAUUCGCCAGCAGUGAAGGGUCAUUGUCCAAAACACACCACGUGGAACACUCAGCCCCCAAAGUGUUUGUUGUAUCAAACAGAGUUGGUUGGGAAAAGUAACAGCUUGGCAGUGGACAAGAUUUGAACUGCUGCUUUUAAUAUUCAGACCUUGGGUAAGGUCUUUGGAUCACAGAUGUUCAGAUCUGGUCCUAAGAUGUCUACUUCUAAAAAGAAUUGCCCUUACUCUUGUGCAUUGGGAGGAGUGGGGCAGGAGCGGGUGAUUCUUCCCCUGUGCUUAGCACUGGUGAGGCCAUACCUGAUGUGUGGCCACAUGUGCUAUGUCCAAAUUCUGGACUCCCCAGUGCGAGGAAGACAUGGCUGUGGUGAGGAGUCCUACAAAGGGCCACAAAGGUGAUGAAGGGACUGGAACAUCUUUCCUAUGAGGAAAGGCUGAGAGAGCUGGGACUGAUCAGCCUAGAAAAGAGGAGGCUCAGAGGGGAUCUCUCCAAUGUUUAUAAAUACUUGAAGGGAGGGUAUAAAGAUGGAGCCAGACACUUUUUCUAUGGUGUCCAGUGUCAGGACCAGAAGAAAUGGGCACCUGCAACACAGAAGGCACUGUCAGAACUUCAGGAAAUGCAUUUUGAUUGUGGGGGUGACAGGCUUGGAACAGGUUGCCCAGGGGCCUUGUAGAAUCUCACUCCUUAAAGCCACUCAAAAGCCAUCUGGACUUUGUCCUCAGCAACUGGAACUAGGUGGCCCUGCUUGGCCAGGGGUGCUGUACCAGAUGACCUAUAGUCUCCCUUUCAAUCCCAACCACCCUGUGAUUCCCAUUUUUACAGCUUUUCUGCAUUCCCGGACCUGGGUUACAACAACCCAAGGCACCGCUGGGGGUAGAGUGGCUGGAAAUCUGCCUGCCACUAAAGGAUCUGGGUGUGCUGGCUGGCAGUGAGUGGCUAAACAAGCUGAACAGGGACCAGUGUGUGCUGAGGUGGUCAAGAAGGCAAGCAACAUCCUGGCUUGAGAUUCAGAGGGGGCCUUAUUGCUCUCUAUAACCCCAAAUGAUACUGUACCCAUGUGGGGGUCAGUCACUUCUCUCAAGUGACAAAGCAGGGGCCAAGAGUAAAUGCCCUCAAGCUGUGCCAGGAGAGGUUUAGAUUCUGUAUUAGGAAAAACAUCUUCACCAAAAGGGUGGUCAGGCAUUGGAACAGGCUCCUCAGGGAGGUGGUGAAGUCACCAUUUAAUACCUACAAGUAUUUAAAAGACUUUUAGGCACUCAGGGACAUGGUUUAGUGGUGGACGUGGCAGUGCUGGGUUAAUUAGUUGCAUUAGAUGAUCUCAAGAGUUGUUGUCCAAUAUAAAUGAUUUCAUGAUUUCACCAGCCUGAAAAAGAAUACUGCUGUUCCAGGAUGAGUCUAGUGCUAACAGCCAGGCUAUUCCAGUUACAGCAUUAAUUUAUAUAAUUGCCAUCUAUUCCCCUCAGUUAGAGGUGUAAUAAUGUUAUAGAUCACUGAUGAUCUUUCCCCAUGGUGUUGCCUUUGAACAAAACUAUUUGGAAAAGACAAGUAACUGAAUCUUUACAUCCCUGCUUUUCUCUUUGUUCUUACAGCAGCUCAGUUAUGCUGGAACUAUUCUCACACACAUGCACAUUCAUGGUGUGAGAUGGUGUAGGGGUAAGAAGCUCUUCACCCACAGGACUCCAAGAAAGCAACAUUUGUCUUUUUUUUUAGCCUAUGUACUUGCUGUACAUCAUGUGAAAAACAAAAAGAAAAAAAAAUGAUGAUGCUUUGACCAAUACUUGUCAGUAGUUGCUUGAUAAAUAUGCAUGAAUAUAGUAACAAAGAAGAAUCUACAUUGCCUCUCAAACAACUGGAAAAGUUGAAUAAUGUUUUAAAAACUAUUUUGUUAUAGUACUAUUAAAGGUGGCAUAUUGUUGGCUCUCAUUUAUUCAGAAAUUUGUGUACUGCACUGUAGUAAGUACCUUCCUAAGGAUUUUAAAACUACCCAAUGCUGGACUACCUGCCAGCAGAUAUAUAUAGGAGAAGAAAAAUUUACUUCAUUUUUUUAUUAUGGUUUGGGUAUUUUAGAAAUAAACAGCAUCUUUCAGGGAUGAAAUUAGAAAUCCUGUGUCUUAUUUGCUAGCAUUUCUGAAAUGUUUCCAUAUAUUUGCCAUUCAAGAUCCAUUGAACUUCUGGAGAUACAGAGAAUCACAGUGGCUGUCACUCUGAGGCAGCUGAUCCCACAAGUCCCACUGUAUUCUUCCACUGUGACACACCUCUGUUCAAGACCACUGCAAAUAUUAAGACCGUGCAGUUGCUCUGGUUUCUACUAACUGCACCCAACCAUGUUGCUGUACCACAGCUAUUUUUUCUUUUUAAAUGCACUAUACAACUGAAGUAAUAUCAACAUACUAUUAGAAAAUUACUACCUGGAUCACCAUGCUCAAAACAAUUUAUUCAUUCUGUCAUAUAAGCAGUUCCACAUAAGGACAUGAACGCCCAUGAGAUAAUUGCAAGUGUUGCUUUCUUCUUUGUUAAGAAACAGGCAAAUAAGAUAUAUGAUGUUUUUAACAGGAACACCCACUUCUUUCAUGUUGCUUCUCUCCCAUCUCUCAAAGAUUAAAGAUCCAAGUUGCGCAAAAUAACUGUGAGAAGUGGUAUAUCCCAAUUUUUGUCCUCUGGCUGAGGCAAUAAUUUUUUCAUCUCUGUUCCCUGGUGGUUCAGAAAUACCCAUCUACACCUAUCAGCAGAUGCGAUUUCAUGGGAAAUCCAUUUACUUCAGUUAUGGGCAGCCGGAAAAAGCACGCUUCUCUUUCAGAAGGCUUCAUCCCCCACAAUGUUCUCUGAAAUCAAAUGUGCUUCUUGCAGUCAGCCACUCCCCUGGUUACCAUACAGAGCAGCUAAAUUUCAGGGUCUACUUGAAUAUUUUCUUCUCCUAUUGUCUACACUUUAAAAUACUUAGAUACAGGAGUUGGUCCUGUGAUAGACAGCAUGGGAGGAUUUUAUUGUGAAUGAGAGAUUAUUAGGUAGGCCAUAAGAGAAAAUAUAUUCUUCCUUGUUUUCUGUAAGUGAAAAGGCCCCAUGUUUGUUUGUCGAAUUGCCAUUUGUCAUAUAAGACAAUACCAAAGUAAUGAGUUUAAAUGGAACAAUUUCAUUUAAAAAAUCCUGAGAAUGCAGUGUGCCAAUAUGGCAAUGACUAUUUCCCUGAUGCACAACUCUUACAGUUUCAACUUGAGGUGUUUCUGCUUUCUAAGGAGCUUUUACUUCCUCAAUAUAAAAGCCUGUGGUUCUUCACCAUCCACUUUCCCAAACAGCGAAGAAUUUUAACUCCAUGUUAACUUCCACUUACUAAAGACAUGGACAUCAUCUUUCAACCUCCUGUAUGAAAAAAACCCACCAACCAUCUUCACUGGACACAGUGUUUACUGGUUUAAUUCUCAGUGUUUGCCCUAUCACUUCCACAA